AUGGAUGCCAAAGAAAUUCUUGUUCAAAAAAUGAGUUGGAAUAUUCAACAAGCAAUAAAGCUUCUUGUUUUGUUGAUUUUAAUGGGCUACUUCAUGAUUUGGAUAAUGAUGCCCACAAACACAUUUUAUUUGCAUUGGUUGCCUCAUCUUUAUGCUAAACUCAAUUCCACUUACUUAGGACAACAAGGUUCAAACAUUUUGAUUUAUACAUUUCCAGUUCUGUUCAUUGCUACUUUGGGAUGUAUUUUCCUCCAUUUAGUCAAGUAUGCUAAUGUACAUGAUGAAAGAACCUCAAAAGGUACUCGUUUCGACUCAUGGAGUCGACCAGCGAUUACGAAAGGUCCUUUAGGCAUUGUUUCAUGGAUAGAAUUGUGUUUCUUAUUCAUGUUCACUGCCCUUCUCAUUUGGUCAAUCUCAUCUUACACACAUGGCAUGUUCAAGACUAUAACCAGACAAUCUGCAGCAAUGAUGGGAGUAAAAGUAUGGCAAGCUAAAUUACAAAAUGUGGCUCUCAUGCUAGGCCUUGUAGGAAACAUCUGUCUAGCUUUUCUCUUCUUUCCAGUAACUAGAGGAUCAUCCAUUUUGCGACUCUUCGGACUCACAUCAGAGUCUAGUGUCAAGUAUCAUAUUUGGCUUGGGCAUGCUGUCAUGGCUCUCUUCACUGCUCAUGGUUUAUGUUUCAUAAUCUUCUGGGCUGAUACUCAUCAGCUUUCGAUAAUGUUGGAAUGGAAUAAAGUUGGAAUUUCCAUUGUGGCUGGAGAAGUGUCCUUGCUUGCAGGAAUAGCUAUGUGGAUGACAAGUUUCCCGCGAAUCAGGAGAAAGUUGUUCGAGCUUUUUUUCUAUACACAUCAUCUCUACAUUAUCUUCGUAGUGUUCUUCGUAUUCCAUGUUGGAUUUACCUACUCCUGCAUCACUCUUCCUGGAUUUUACCUCUUCUUGAUUGACCGGUAUUUGAGAUUCUUACAAUCCCAACAAUGCGUUUGCUUGGUUUCUGCACGUGUUUUACCUUGCCAAGCAGUGGAACUAAACUUCUCUAAAAGUCCAGGGCUAUGGUACAAUCCAACGAGUUCAGUUUUCAUAAAUGUGCCUAGUAUUUCAAAGUUGCAGUGGCAUCCAUUUACAGUGACUUCCAACAGUAACAUGGAACCUGAGAAACUCAGCAUUGUCAUAAAAAGUGAAGGGAAAUGGUCUCAGAAACUGUUUGAAAAGCUCUCAUCGACUACGCCAGGACAUCAUCUUCAAGUUUCUCUAGAGGGUCCUUAUGGACCGAGUUCAACCCAAUUCUUGAGACAUGAUAUGCUAGUUAUGGUGAGUGGAGGCAGUGGCAUAACUCCUUUUAUAUCAAUCAUCAGAGAGCUGAUUUAUAUUGCUGGUUCAACAGGCUGCAAGAUCCCAAAAGUUCUCCUUGUUGCUGCUUUCAAGAAAUCAACGGAUCUCGCCAUGCUGGAACUUCUCCUUCCCCUUUCAGGAACCAACUACAAUAUGUCGCGACUACAGAUACAGAUUGAAGCAUAUGUAACAAGAGAGACAGAACCUCUAAAAGACAACCAAAAGUUCCUCAAAACACUAUGGCUUAAGCCCAAUGCAUCAGAAAGACCAGUUUCCGCAGUUUUAGGCCAGAACAAUUGGCUUUGGCUUGGGGCUGUAAUCACAUCCUCUUUCAUCAUGUUUCUUCUGCUCAUUGCCAUUCUAAACCAGUAUUACAUUUACCCCAUUGACCAUAACACGGGGAUGAUAUAUUCGUAUUCUGAAAGAGCAGCUCUCAGUAUGUUGCUUUUAUGUGUGUCUAUAGCUGUAACUGCAUCAGCUGCCUUUGUUUGGAAUAAGAAACAGAAGGCCAAGGAAAUGGUGCAGAUUCAGAACAACGACAUACCAACACCGAUGACUUCUCCAGGUACAGGCUCAUGGUUUAACAACGCGGAUAUAGAGCUGGAAAGUCUACCAUUUCAAACGUUUACUCGAGCAACACAAGUACACUAUGGUGUAAGGCCUAAUCUAAAAAAGAUAGUUACAGAGUGUGAAGAAUCAAAUGUUGGAGUUAUUGUUAGUGGUCCAAGAAGAAUGAAGCAAGAAAUAGCAACAAUUUGUUCAUCCUGUGUAGGCACCAACCUUCAUUUUGAAUCCAUCAGCUUUAGCUGGUAA
Messenger RNA from Solanum tuberosum (potato), 2142 nucleotides. RefSeq names its product ferric reduction oxidase 2-like. Gene Ontology annotation, molecular function: ferric-chelate reductase activity. NCBI's taxonomy places the organism in Eukaryota, Viridiplantae, Streptophyta, Magnoliopsida, Solanales, Solanaceae. The record is from RefSeq and is a predicted model, not a curated record. Gene Ontology annotation, cellular component: plasma membrane. The transcript has 8 exons. Bases 1 to 2142 code for a protein of 713 amino acids.